AUAGCUUUCAGGAGAUGUGGGAGCUCUACCAACAGCACUCAGUCCAGAAGGACAGGCCAGAGUGUUUCAGCAGUGACCGGAGGGAGCUCAUCCGGAAGGCCUACGGUGGUUACAUGCACCUGUUACUCAUAUAACAAGCGUGACAAUGAAGAGAUUCAGGAAAAACGACAGGAAGGACCAGGUAAGUUGCAGCACAUGCGUAGUAAAUGUAAAUUGUUCAAAUUUUUUACCCAGAAAUUGAGCUCCACUAGCCAAGACCCCACAUGGCUGGAUGACACUGCUUUUUCGGCGGUGAUGAAUUUGGAAGAACUGGGCAGGUCCAAGAAGCCCAAGCCUGAGGCAUCCUCCUGCCAGGCAUCUUCCACUGUCCAGGCAUCCUCCUCCACCAAGGUGCCCUUCUCCAUCCAGGCCUCUUCCAGUGCCCAGUCCUCCUCCACCUCACAGCUGCCCGUCACCAAAGUGCUCUCUCACACCAAGGCGUCCUCCUCGAAAGCAACCUGCUCCACCCAAUCACCGUCCUCCUCCACCACACAGCUCUUACUCGUCUCAGGUACCCACCUAUAGAUCUUCACCCAGCAAGGAACCUCUGCCCUGCACCUCAGUCAUGCCAAAGAGGUCUUUGUCCACUGACAGCACCUCUUUUGUGGAGUCAUCUCAAAGCAAAUCCCCUGUAAGCG
Messenger RNA from Paramormyrops kingsleyae, 677 nucleotides. The record is from RefSeq and is a predicted model, not a curated record. Lineage: Eukaryota; Metazoa; Chordata; Actinopteri; Osteoglossiformes; Mormyridae.